UAUCCUCGGUUCCCAUUAUUACGGCAGUAGUACCAACGCAAGAACUGGCGGCUUCCCCAAAAAUAAUAUUCGCACUUGACAGUCAGAAAUAUGUAUGUGGACCGUAUCUGAAAUCUCCAGGAUCUCGUUAUUUGUACAGUUUUUGAGUGAUUGAUAAUAUGUUUCGCGUUUGUCCUUAGUCUGUUGCAGAGUGCAGAGUGGAAAAGCUUUAAAGGAUCUCCCUCUCUAUAUGGAGAUGGUGUUCAAAUACAUGGAGUAAGCUCAAACAAGUGCAGAAGUGUCCUAGUAAUGAGUAGUGUUAAGCCCGAAAGGACAUUAUCCUUCGACGUAGUCGCCACCAACUAGUGCAUAUUUAUGUGUUUUGUAUGGAGUGUCAAUUGCUUUAAGGAUCAGCAGUCGUUUGUGAAUAAUGUUUAGAAGCAAAAAUGAGGGUAACAUCGUGUACAAGUGCACAGUUCGCCUUCUGGAGGAUUCCGAAGUGCUUGAAUGUGAAUUUCAGCCGAAUCACAAAGGAUGCUUUCUUCUUGAAUAUGUCUGCGAGCAGUUAGACAUUGCCGAAAAGGAUUAUUUUGGUCUUCGAUAUGUUGAUAGCACUAAGCAAAGACACUGGUUGGAUUUGGCCAAGUCAAUAAUAAAACAAAUGAAAGAUGUCGAUCCCAUUUUAUUUUCAUUUCGUGUAAAAUUUUAUCCAGCCGAUCCGUUUCGAUUGGCUGGAAAUGGAAGGCUUAUGUUGUAUCAACAGUUGAAAAGGGAUUUGAGGCAUGGAAGGUUGUAUUGUUCGACAGGAGAAGCUGCAGCCCUGGGAGCAUUGAUUGUUCAAGAGGAACUGGGUGACUUUGAUCCUGAAAUUCACACUGGCGAAUAUGUUUCAUCGCUGCGUCUGGCACUUCGUCAAACUGACGCCCUUGAGAAAAAAGUCAUAGAACUACACAAGAAACGAGAACCUGGUCAGGAACCUUCUGUUGCUAUGGACGAAUUCAUGGGGAUCGCACGCGGAUUAGAAACUUAUGGAGUUGAUCCUCAUCCUGUGAAAGAUCAUCGUGGAACACAGCUGUACUUAGGGAUAAAUUAUUCGGGUAUAAGUACAUUUGUGUCGGGGAAAAGAGCACAACAUUUUCGGUGGCCAGAAGUGCAUAAGUUAAAUUAUGAGGGAAAAAUGUUUAUAGCCCAUUUGAGCUAUACGGAUGCGAGUCGCGAACCGAAAAAGCACACGAUUGGCUUUAAGUGUCCUACAGGCGCAGCAUGUAGAUAUGUUUGGAGAUGUGCGAUAGAGCAAAUGUUAUUUUUUACGCUUCCAAAUAGUCAAAAUGCUUCAGUUGUGUCCGGCGGAGGUUUCUUUUCAUGGGGCACAAAAUUCAGAUACAGUGGCAGAACAGAACGUGAAAUCCUAACAGAAAGUCUGAACGCACUGCGUGAACAACAGCUGGCCAACUCAACGUCGCCCAGCAAAAGGAAAGCUAGCAGCGUUCCAGCCACACCGUCCAGUCCGCAAGGCGAUCUAGCACAAAUCCGAUACAGCAGUCUACCACGUUCGGCGAUGUCCGAACCAUUGGGCAACUGCUCAUCCGAUCAUAUAGGGAAUAUCUAUAAUCCGGACAAUGCAAUGCAAUUACUUGAGCCUGUCUCGGAAGAGGCGAGGAGAGCAUCGUCAAAUCUUCUGGACAAUGCCAACAAUCCCGAAUUAUCGGAUUAUUAUUUUCGAGAUUCAUUUGAACAUUCGUCGACCGAGAGUGGUUUGACAAAUACAUACGUUGAUACGCAACGCUUGCACCAUCAAUUGCAGCAGCAUCAACUGCAACAGACCAAACAUCAUCAGUACGGCUCGCGUAAAGAACAAUCGUUACCGUCGGGAGCGCUACACAACCGUAUGUUACUAGCAUCUGGAGCAGCAUCAUCUGCGCCUGAUUCCUAUAUAUCGCAAACUUCCAUUAGUAAUUCAGCAGUAAUUCGGCAAAAUGCAGCCAAUAGUGCUAAAAGCGUUAGAAAAUUUAGUCUGCUUCAUGCUUUCAUUCCAUCAUUUUUAUUUGUCGUCACCACCAUGGUCAUUUCGGCUAUAUUUAUCCUAGAAUCCGAGUCAGAGACUCUCGCACAAGUUAGAAACUUACCCGAAAUGAUUAUUCUCAAGUACCAUUAUUAUCAGCCAUUGAAAGAUUAUAUUGCGAAAUACUUCGGAGCAAAGUCGUAAUGAGGGUUGUUUUUCACUGGAGAAGAUGGUAGAGUCUUUUGUUCGUUAUGAAGUAGAGAUUUCUAAUCCGAGGGAUAGAUGCAUUUCCAUUGGUAAAUGUGAUUCGUGAAAGAAAAAAAUAAGUUAUGGGUUUCGGUAUAUCCAACUAUGGCUUGUUCAAAAUUAUCUCUUACAUAGAAGUAAAAAAACAGAUAUAAAGGACUCGGUUUGGGAAAUUCGACUCUUUUUUUAUUACCCAUACUCACUCGUCCGUUGUUUACAUUUUUUUAAAAUCUUACUUCUCACGUGUCAUGCAGAGAAAUCCACCAUUGAGCAGAGCUUCAUUGGAAUUCCUGCUUUCACCGUCUGUAGAUAGUAGACGCUUUCCAUUUGCGAGUUUCUUAUAAUUGCUGGAUGAUUUUCAUUUGCGAAAGUUUUAGUAGUGAAACCAAAGGUUGAGUGAUUGUUUAUAGUUGAAUUUUAUACAGUUUAGAUAUAUGUAAAUAAGCUUCGAGAAGAGAGUAAGGAACAUAUUUAUCUGGUACAAUACCAAACACACUAAUGCAAAACCCAAAUGAAUGGGACCACGUUAACGACAAAUUUAUUGCCAAAAUAUUUUUUAAGAUUCACAUGAACAGGCCCAACUGCACUUUUCUUAUGAAUUUCUACAAUUAACAAGAACUUGAAAAUUGGUAUAAACAUUUCAUUUAAUGAACACGUGUCUUUUUUUUUUACUUUCACUUUUUAUGAAUAUCUGGCAUUGCACGUGCACUCUAUUCUCAAAGUCAGCAAAUGUUGAAGAGGAGAUUGACAAAUCUAAAUUUUACUUAAUCACUCUUAUCAAAUUUAUUUAAUUCAAAAACCUUUGGUUUUGUCAGAUGAAAGGUACUUAAAGAUACUUGUAGAGUGGUAAGUUAGCAUUGCAAGAAAAGUUUAAAUUCUAUUCAUCUUAACUUGCAGAUCUUCUCUAUUUUUGCUCAGAAUCUUACAAUAAACAAUAUCCAGCAUAUGUUGAUACAUGUUUAAGCGACUGAAAUCCCAGCAUUCUUUCAAAAGUUUCAGCCAAAUAGUACAGACCAAGAAGUAUAAUCCUUAAGCAAAAAGAAUAAUAGAUUAAUGGUUAAUGAUUUUGUUCAUAAUUCGGUUGUUAGGAUUGAGACUUUAAUAGUUCGGAUCUUGUUUGCUUGAAUGUAAACUCAGUUUACGUGAAAUCUGACGAGUAACGUGCGUUUUGCAACAAUUGAUAAAGCUGUGCCUAAGGGAGCGUAACUGUCUUUAACUUUAAGAGGGUCAUCCCGUGUAAUGGCCGUUUGUUUUGGCUUUUUUUAGAAAUUUUUUG
This is a messenger RNA of Hermetia illucens (black soldier fly), 3503 nucleotides long. RefSeq names its product FERM domain-containing protein 5 (gene Frmd5). Gene Ontology annotation, molecular function: cytoskeletal protein binding. Gene Ontology annotation, cellular component: cytoskeleton. The transcript is spliced from 8 exons. Lineage: Eukaryota; Metazoa; Arthropoda; Insecta; Diptera; Stratiomyidae. Bases 410 to 2185 code for a protein of 591 amino acids. The record is from RefSeq and is a predicted model, not a curated record.